AUUAUUCUUUGUUCUGAAUCGCGCUUUAUGGGCGCCCUCUGGUAUUUUAGUACACUGACUCUCCCAGAUUGGGCAGUUGGAUUAAUUCUCGAGUACCCAGAGACCUUGACUUUAGUGGUUUCUCUAAUCUCCACCGUAUUGUCCGUGAUCACGACAAGCCUGCUCACAUUCUCGAUGAAGGAGGCUCUGCGGCACAACCUAGCCAAGAGCAUCUCCUUGUUUGGGCUCUGUCCUGCCAUUGCGCUGACAAUGCCAACUCGGGUUAUGUGCAAAGAUAAGAGGCACCAUCUUCGGGGUGAUUACUUUUCUGAAUUCCUGUUGGAGCACACUGCUCUUGCCAGCGCUGAUUGAGUAGUCAGUCACUCUAUCAGGAACUGAACUGAACAUAAGCAGUAGUGCCUUAGUUAACGAUGUAUUGAGCGCACUUCUGUCAAGUAGUUCGGCUCAGUAUAGUGCGUACGAUUUGUGUUGUCAUUUUUGAUCUCACCAUUCUUGUUUUACACAGCAAAUAUGGAACAUUAGAUUCUUCAGUGGGGGUGCGCACAAGCAGUAAGUAUCUUUAAUUAUAAUGGAGUCUCAUAGUACACGAGUCGACGAGUGAGCAUGUGAGAUUUUUUUCCAUGUAUUGUCGAAAGCUCAUGGCAGCGUACUCGACAAGAUGAUCUCCUUCCUGUGGUAGGUUAGAAGGGUAGUUGUUUGGCCUUGAGCACCAU
Suillus subaureus is the source of this 713-nucleotide messenger RNA. RefSeq lists its product as uncharacterized. Lineage: Eukaryota; Fungi; Basidiomycota; Agaricomycetes; Boletales; Suillaceae. The coding region runs from base 28 to 351 and encodes 107 amino acids. The transcript is spliced from 3 exons. The record is from RefSeq and is a predicted model, not a curated record.